GACUCCCGUUUUCAUUUAUUCUUUAAUAAUAAAAAAUAAAAAAGUAUGUUUCUCUCUCUCUCUCCUCUGCAAAUCUCUGUUGCUCUCGUUUCUUCUUCACAAAUCUCUGUUACAUUUCAUACAAUUUUUAGGCUUUGGUAAACUGCACUAGACUCCUGGUGGUGGUGGUGGUGGUGUUGUGUAGUUUUUUCUGUGUAAGGUUGGAUCCUGAGGGAGUUGGAUUCAAAUGGAAGCAUCUUCAAGUCAACCUGAAUUUGAUUAUCUGUUCAAGUUGUUGAUGAUUGGUGAUUCCGGUGUUGGCAAGAGUAGCCUGCUUUUGAGUUUUACUUCUGAUACAUUUGAUGACCUUUCGCCAACAAUUGGUGUUGAUUUUAAAGUAAAAUAUGUUGAUGCUGGGGGGAAAAAGCUGAAGCUUGCAAUUUGGGAUACAGCUGGUCAGGAGAGAUUCAGAACAUUGACAAGUUCAUACUACAGAGGGGCACAAGGAAUCAUCAUGGUUUAUGAUGUAACACGGAGGGAAACUUUUACAAAUCUUUCUGAGAUAUGGGCAAAGGAAAUUGACCUAUACUCAACAAAUCAAGACUGCAUCAAGAUGCUUGUGGGAAACAAAGUUGAUAGGGAGAGUGAAAGGGUUGUGACCAAAAAAGAGGGAAUAAACUUUGCAAGGGAAUAUGGAUGCCUAUUUAUUGAAUGCAGUGCUAAAACCCGAGUAAAUGUACAACAAUGCUUUGAAGAGCUUGUUCUGAAGAUUUUGGACACACCUAGCCUCUUAGCCGAGGGCUCAAAAGGGAUGAGGAAGAACAUCUUCAAACAGAAGCCACCACAAGCAGAUGCAAACGCCAGUGGUUGUUGCUAAUAUUGAUUCCGUCUAUAUAUUUCUUUUAAUUUCAGAUAUAUAACAGCGUGUGGCUGGCUGCUAGUUCAUUCAAAUUCUAUUGUGUAUGGCAGUAAUUUUCUGAUUUAUGUUGCUCGUUUGUAUUGUUGAACUAUCAAUCACAUCUUUACCCAAAAGUAUAAGUAAUAGGCUUUAGUAUUUUCUGUUGUCUCUGUGAAGAACUAGGGUUGUUUGGUUAUGUUGCUAAUCAGGUUUCAAAUUAUUCC
Messenger RNA from Carica papaya (papaya), 1101 nucleotides. It is a transcript of the gene RAB18, whose product is annotated as RAB GTPASE HOMOLOG B18. The record is from RefSeq and is a predicted model, not a curated record. Gene Ontology annotation, molecular function: GTP binding; GTPase activity. Lineage: Eukaryota; Viridiplantae; Streptophyta; Magnoliopsida; Brassicales; Caricaceae.